AUGGAGGUUGACGCUGUGAUCGACAGUGGAAGUGAAGGUGAGUUAUUGUGCUUUUCAUUACAGAAACUAAUAGUAGUAACUUUGCUGCUGCACUGUUGAUGUCCUACAGGACAAAUGUUUUAGCUGCCAAAAUGUUUGUUUCUCACAGAUGAGGCCAGAAGGAGAGCUAAAAACAGAAGAGCCAGACAACAACGCAAAGCCAAACGGGACAGCGAUGAUGAGGAUGAUGAAGAUGAUGAGGAUGAGGCACCAAAGAAAAGAGGACGUAAAAAGAAGGCAAAGCCCAGGGACAGUGAUGAAGAGGACGAGGAAGACAACCGCAGCGUGAAGAGCAAAGGUUCAAAGGCCUCCAGGAGGAAAGCUGCUAAGGAGGAGAGCGAGGAGGAGAGUGAAGAUGACCGACAGAGAAAGAAGAAACGAGGGAAAAAUGUGUCCAAGCAGGAGAAAGAGGAGCAGAAUAAGGAGAAGAAGGGAAAAGUUAAAGGAAAAGAAGGGAAGGAUAAAGGUGGUGAGAAAGACAAGAAAAAGAAGAGUGGGAAGUUUAGCAGCUCCUCUUCCUCCGACUCUGACGACCAAUCCCUGUCAGAGGGAGAGAUUGAAGCCCUGAAGGAACAGGUAGAGGAGAAGAAGAAACUGAUCACCACUUUGAGGAACAAACCCUGGCGUAUGAAGAAGAGACUUGUAACUCUAAAGGAGGCUCAGGAGUUUGUUGAAAAGUUUGAAGGAGCUCUCGGUAAAGGAAAAGGAAGGAGGCUGUAUGCGUUCAAAGUCAUGAUGGCCAAGGUCCUGAUGGGUCUUCCCCUUGGCUCCAUUCCCAGAAAAACUGUGCCUCGAGAGGAGCAAGAUACGGCCAUGGACUUCUCUGUGCUCUUUGACUUUGGUGGAUACUUUAAGUACUCCUUUCUGUUCUAUGGCUACUACAACAGCGAUCGGACCAUUGGGUUGCUGCAGUUCAGACUUCCUCUGUCAUACUUGCUAGUAGGAGUUGGGAUCUUUGGAUACAGCCUGAUGGUUGUCAUAAGAACGAUGGCUCGAAACUCAAAUGAAGGGGGGGAUGGGGCAGAGGAGGGAGAGUUCACCUUCAGCUGGAAGAUGUUUACCAGCUGGGAUUACCUGAUAGGAAACCCUGAGACUGCAGACAAUAAGUACGCCUCCAUAACCACCAGCUUCAAGGAAUCUAUAGUGGAUGAACAGGAGAAUCAGAAAGAUGAGAACAUCCAUCUCCGACGGUUCCUCCGAGUUCUGGCAAACUUUCUGAUCCUAUGCAGCCUUGGAGGCAGCGGAUAUCUCAUUUACUUUGUGGUGAAACGUUCUCAGGAGUUUGCUGAUAUGAAAAACGAAGAACUCUCGUGGUUUGAAAAGAAUGAGGUGGAGUUUGUGAUGUCUCUACUGGGGCUGGUGUGUCCUCCUCUCUUUGAAACCAUCGCAGAGCUCGAGGACUAUCACCCUCGUGACGCCCUCAAGUGGCAGCUGGGACGAAUCUUUGCACUCUUCCUUGGAAACCUUUACACCUUCCUUUUCGCCCUGUUUGAUGAGGUUAAUGCCAAGUUGGAGAGUGAAAAGGCAAUCAAGAACGCCACUGAAUGGGCUCUGGGGCAACACAUUGCCAAUUACAGCUCCCACUACAACACAACAGACGUGCCUCCUCCAAAUGUUCAUCCAGCCGACGUCAUCAGAGGACCCUGCUGGGAGACUGCAGUGGGAAUAGAGUUUGUGAAGCUGAUAGUGUCAGACAUACAGGUCACCUAUUUGACGAUCCUGAUUGGUGACUUUGUACGAGCCGUCCUCGUCCGCUACCUCAACUACUGCUGGUGCUGGGACCUAGAGGCCGGGUUUCCUUCAUAUGGAGAGUUUGACAUCAGUGGAAAUGUGCUUGGCCUAAUCUUCAAUCAAGGAAUGAUAUGGAUGGGAGCGUUUUACGCCCCAGGUCUAGUGGGUCUGAACGUUUUACGUCUCCUGUGCUCGAUGUACUAUCAGAGCUGGGCAGUGAUGUGCUGUAACGUUCCUCAUGAGCGGGUUUUCAAGGCCUCUCGGUCCAACAACUUCUACAUGGGCCUGUUGCUGCUGGUGCUGUUCCUCAGUCUGCUGCCUGUCGUCUACACCAUCAUGACUUUGUCCCCGUCCUUUGACUGUGGACCAUUCAGUGGUCAAGAGAAAAUGUAUGACGUGGUCAUGGAAACUAUAGAUAAGGAUCUGCCAUCUUUCAUAAGUAAUAUUUUUACUUAUGCCACCAACCCUGGACUCAUCAUGCCUGCUGUCCUUCUCAUGGUGUUGGCCAUAUACUACCUGAAUGCAGUGUCAAAAGGAUAUCAACAAGCAAACUUGGACCUUAAAAGGAAGAUGCAAAUGGCUCGGGAUGAGGAGAAGAACCGCAGAAACAACAAAGACAGCACUAAUCAAGUGAUGAAAGACUUGGAGGACCUGCUUCCAGACAAAUCUUUAAUACCCCCUCCUGCUGAGGAAGAGCCGCCUCCUCCUGAUGUCGUAAUUGAGAAAGGCAGCAAGUCUCCCAAGAUGAAGCCAGGUGCCGCAGGAAAAGGGGUUAAACUACAAAAAGAUGUGUCAUUGGCUGCCCCAAACCCCAGAUCUCCAGUGACCCGUGCCCCAGGGCCACGAAGACCCCCUCCUGGAAAUGCCAGGGGGCCUCAACCUGGACCUGGGAGAGGAAGAGGUCGAGGUGGGCCUCGCAGGGAAUAAAAGAAGAAUGUAUGGACUCAAAUCCUGAUAACAACCAGCGUCUGUUGACCACUGAACUCAUGGUCAAAGUGUUUAUGGAGGGUGCCACUAAAAUAAUCAUACUUUUAGAGUAAGUGACAGAUUAACUUUGACCUUAUAGAAGAAUUAUGCUUCUACAUUACUUUUUACCUUUAUCAUUAACAUUAAAACAAGUAUUUUACACAUGCCAAUUAACAAGGUAUAUUUAAGAACUGAAAAAGUCACAUGAAACCCAAAUGAGCACAUUAUGGGGGAGGAAGUGAGUGGUGGAAAGUAAAAGGAAACAAACACUACUGUUUAUCUGUGUUUCUAGCACAACUAAAGAAAAGGUAAACAAACAAACAAAACAGCACUUUCAUGUAAUACAGAUGAUGAUCCUGUUUGCUGCAAUUCAGUCAUUUAAAAGUUUUACUGUAAUUAAUAUGGUCAACA
Notolabrus celidotus (New Zealand spotty) is the source of this 3147-nucleotide messenger RNA. RefSeq names its product transmembrane channel-like 2b (gene tmc2b). The transcript is spliced from 17 exons. NCBI's taxonomy places the organism in Eukaryota, Metazoa, Chordata, Actinopteri, Labriformes, Labridae. Gene Ontology annotation, molecular function: mechanosensitive monoatomic ion channel activity. Gene Ontology annotation, biological process: detection of mechanical stimulus involved in sensory perception of sound; vestibular reflex. The record is from RefSeq and is a predicted model, not a curated record. Gene Ontology annotation, cellular component: plasma membrane.